Messenger RNA from Nannochloropsis gaditana CCMP526, 323 nucleotides. RefSeq lists its product as uncharacterized. Gene Ontology annotation, cellular component: nuclear replication fork. The record is from RefSeq and is a predicted model, not a curated record. The annotation marks the transcript as partial. The transcript has a single exon. Gene Ontology annotation, biological process: replication fork processing; DNA repair. Gene Ontology annotation, molecular function: ATP-dependent chromatin remodeler activity; ATP binding.
UGCUCCGCGCGCCAGUCCGGAGCGCCGGGGUGGCGGUAGGGCACCGUCAGCAAGCCCGCUUCCGUGUGGUCGUGGCGGACGAGUGCCAUUACCUUAAAAACGCCGGCGCGCAACGGACCAAGGAGCUCUUGCCCCUGCUGGCCGAGGCCACGCGCGCCAUCCUCCUCUCGGGCACCCCGGCUCUCUCCCGUCCGCGUGAGCUGUGGACGCAACUGAAUGUGCUGAACGGGCGAGCCUGGAGCGACAUGUCCUCCUUCAUUCGCCGGUACUGCACCGGGGGCCGGGGCCGCAAGACGUCGGGGCCCGGGAAAAAGUGGCAGGGG